GGAAGAUCCUCAACCAUUAACUUCGAAAAGCAAGAAACAAGACUGUUUGCAGUGAGAAACCGACAAAAUGCCUGGAGAAAGGGAAAAGCUACAGCAGGUCCUGUGUCAGUACGUCACCCAUACGCUGACCUACAUGAAAACAGUAAAAGUUUUUUAUGACCAGUUCUCUGAAUGGAAGAAGAGACGACAGACAGAGAAUGAAAACAUGAUGGAAAUCAAAGAAAGGGCUGAUGAAAUUGACCCCACUUUCACAAAGUCAGAGGGAAAAUGGGCAAAGUUUCGUAACCACGUGAAGAGCAGCUUCCAGAUGAAUGUAGAGAGCAAACUUGCAGAACUAGAAAAGGAGCUGGAUGAAGUGUUGAAAUACACACUGGAAGGUCUGGAGGAACUCAACACCUUCGUGGAUGCAGUGGAGAAGCUGGCAGUGACUUCACUGCAUGUGUUUACUGAGAACUUUGUUUUACGCCUGCCUGAGACGAUCAGAUUUGAUGAUGUUCAAGCUGUGAUCAUCGCUGCACGACAGAUCUGCCCUCUCCUCCUGGAGUUCAAACGAGACGCAAAGUCCUUCUUUCAGCCUAAACUUUACAAUGUGGAGGUGCUUACAUACCAACUGAAAAGCUACAUAGAUACCACCGACACCAUAUGUCAGUCUCAUGGCAAAAGCUUUAACUUCAACAUUUGCUUGGGUAUGUCAGAGGACAUUGCUGUAAAUCCUGGUCUGAUUGAAAGUGACAUGCACAAGAUGAUAAAUCACAUUAAGCAACUUGACAAGAUCAGGAUGGAUGAGCACUUUUGGAUGGAGUUCCUGUUCCAGAAAGUCUCCCCAGAUUAUUUCAUCAAUAGCGUUGAUGGUCAGCUGUCCAAAAUGCUACAGUUCCUUGACGAGCUGGAGGAGUGUGCUGUUAAGUUAGACAGUAUGAACAAAGGAGCAAAGAUCUCCAGUGUGACAGGCAGCUCAGUGGGAGCAGUGGGAGGUGUACUUUCCAUUGUUGGCUUGGCGUUGAGUCCAGUUACUGCAGGAGUGUCUUUAGGGCUGACAAUUGCGGGUGUGACGAUGGGGGUAACAAGCGGAGUCAACAGUUUGGUAACCACCUUAACAGAGAUUGGAGUUAAUCAUACUAAUCAGAAAAAGGCAAAUGAAGCCUUUCAAAGCUUCAUGGAGGAAUUCCAAAAGAUCCAAGAAUGUCUCAGUGAGGUGAUGAAACAAACAACAGACAUUCUGAAGCCAAAGAAGAUAGAUGUGGUGGUGGGAGUUGGGAAGGCUGUUAAUAAAGUAGGUACAAUAGCAAAGGGUGCUGAUGCCAUCGCUGAUGCUGCUUGUGCUUUAAAGGCUGCAGGAGCAGGCAAGGCCUUAGAUGUUCCUGAGAUUGGUCAGGCAGCAGUUAAAGGGCCUCUGGCUCUCACCAAGGGGGCUAGAGCUGGUUUCAUUGCACUUAAUGCCUUCUUUAUUGGCAUGGAUAUCUUCUUUAUCACCAAAGACAGCAUGAGUCUGGCCAAAGGCAAUGAGACUAAAGUCUCAAAGUUCCUCAGAGCCAGAGUUUCAUUACUACGCUCUCAGGUGGAGUCAUGGGAGAAGAUUCGCAACUCUUUGUGUCAAAGCAAAAAGAACAAUAAAGAAAACAGAAACUUCCUCCAAGAGCCUUUUUAUCCAGGCAUAAAGAAGGGAUUGAUCUAAAGUGCUCAAGAGAAUAAAAGUGAAAGACUUGUCUGGUAGGCAUUAAAAACAGUUAAUCUGCCAUAAGUAUAAAAGUUUUUUACUGAAGUUGCAGACUAUUUUACUGAUAUAUUACAAAAGAAAAAUUUAAAACCAAUCAGUUUGACAUACAUUGCUAACAUGGUAAGGCGUGUAACUUCCAGCGUUAAUAUGUUUGAAGAAAUGAAUAGUUUAUCAUUCUCGUUUACCUGCAAAAAUGCGUUCACACUGAACGUGAACAAGGUGAAUUUUUUGCGUUGUUCGCCUGCUGUUAGUUGCUUGACUUUUCAACUCUCUCUAGUAAACAGUUUGCACAGACAAUGCAGCAAAAUUUCACCCAGCUUGCUUCACCGGAUCAUCAAAUAGGAGCAUCCAUACGUUUGCCGGUUUCUCUUGUCUGUUCAACUCACCGUGGCGCACCUUAAUUUU
This is a messenger RNA of Fundulus heteroclitus (mummichog), 2122 nucleotides long. RefSeq lists its product as uncharacterized. The transcript is spliced from 4 exons. Bases 68 to 1675 code for a protein of 535 amino acids. Gene Ontology annotation, cellular component: membrane; extracellular region. Gene Ontology annotation, biological process: lipid transport; lipoprotein metabolic process. NCBI's taxonomy places the organism in Eukaryota, Metazoa, Chordata, Actinopteri, Cyprinodontiformes, Fundulidae. Gene Ontology annotation, molecular function: lipid binding. The record is from RefSeq and is a predicted model, not a curated record.